Oryzias melastigma (Indian medaka) is the source of this 1626-nucleotide messenger RNA. RefSeq names its product myotrophin (gene mtpn). Gene Ontology annotation, molecular function: protein binding. The record is from RefSeq and is a predicted model, not a curated record. Bases 287 to 643 code for a protein of 118 amino acids. The transcript has 4 exons. Gene Ontology annotation, biological process: regulation of barbed-end actin filament capping. Gene Ontology annotation, cellular component: nucleus; cytoplasm. Lineage: Eukaryota; Metazoa; Chordata; Actinopteri; Beloniformes; Adrianichthyidae.
CCGGGUUACGCUUCCGAAACAUUUCCGGUAUGCAAAAAGGCGUAUCCCCGUUGGUGACUUUGUCUUUAGGAACUUCUGGUGGAUGUAUUUUUAUGCGUCAGUACUAAACGGCUUGCUGCAGUCCAACAAAAAUCUUUUUCUUGUUUGUUGAAAAGGAUCAAGUAUUUGCAGUAACGAUUCCAGCAGGUUCGCGAAGGCGACAAAACCUAGUUAACUCCAGCUAGAUUUGAACGCACCAGCAUCCGACUUGUCCACUGUUUAACAGAAAGGUACUUCAUACGGGAAGAUGGGAGAUACGCAACUGAUAUGGGCAUUGAAAACUGGAGACCUAGACGAGGUCAAAAUGAAACUGAAAACGAAAGAAGACGCAAACCGCCUCUUGGAAAGCACUGGGUACCCUAUUCAUUUUGUUUCAGACUUCGGGCACAAAGAUGUUUUGGAAUACCUCAUUUCUAUUGGAGCAGACGUUAAUGCCAAAGACAAAUAUGGGAUGACUCCACUGCUGAGUGCCUGCUAUGAGAAUCACGUCGCCUGCGUCAAGCUCCUGCUAGAAAAGGGAGCUGACAAACGCAUAAAAGGACCUGAUAACCAAACAGCCAUAGAUGUUGCCGACAGUGAAGAAAUGAAGGCUCUGUUUAAGUGAAACGCCACAGUGUGGGGGGGUGGCAUACAGACGGACGCAGUGCUACUCGACAGAAGACGGACUCACCCCUUUUACUCCAAUCCACCUCUGUCCUUUCACUGCUUUUGCCUGUUUGUUGGAGGCUCAUUUAAUCUGCAUUUCCUUUACAUUGUUAUUUUUUUCCCCAACUUUCUGGGGCAUAAUUUUUAUUUUCUUCUUCUUUUGGUCUUUGUCUGUAGCCGUUUCAUAAAAGACACACUAUGUCUCCCUUUGGGAUCAAAUACUUUGAGAGUGCUGUUAAAAUCCACUUGGGGACACUCAUCUUCCAAAACUGUAAAGAAAUUAAGCAGUAGUCGUAGUAGACGAAGUGUUUUAUUAUUUUUUUCUGGUCUUAUUUCUUGAACAGCUAUUGUACUGUGAGGCUGAAACGAUGAGUUCUGAAGCUGCCUGGUUUCUAUGGCCUCUUCUUCUGACCAAACUCUUGAAUCUGUUAGAUGGAGAGGACGCUCCUCUGCACUGCAACACUCUCAUAUCAAAGCCCUUUUCUUACAUUAUUAAUGCAUUUAGGAUCUUAUUUUGACCAAUCACAAUGCUGGCUAACUAGAAAGACUUGAAUGUUGCAGCUUUAAAAUGGCAUUAAACUUGUAACAACGCAUCCCAAACGCUACCCAAUUUGGACUCUUAGGUUUUAUUUUGUCCUUUUUUUUUGCAGUGGAUUUCUAUUUUUGUGUGAAUCUAAUAGUAUCAAUCAGAGAUCUCUAAAGAGAGAUGGGGGGGGGGGGUGGAUUGUGGGGGCUGCGAAGAUACUCUUUGCCUUGGAUUUGAUUAGACUUCCUGCCUAUUUUGCUGCAUGUGAAACCUGCCUUUGCUUAAGACAUGGUCACUGUCUUCUUGGGUUGCUUUUGAAUAAAUUACUAUGUAACGGAUAAAAAAAAAUGCUCUCACUGACUACAUUGUGACAAGGGUCUGUAAAAAAAACAAAUAAAAACAUGAUUAAAAAUGUU